CCCCACCUCCCCCCUCCCACCCUGUGGUCACAUGGGGGCACGGAUUAGAGUCUAAUCUGCCCAGUGCUCAGCACUGCAGUCUGGCUGUGGGGUGGGCUGUGUGGACUGAGCUAGUCUGGGGCCUGGGAGAAGGGCCUGGAGAGGGGUGCCCGCAGCCUCCCCCCAUGAGCUUGGGGCUGGGGGGGUCAUUGGAGGUCCAGCUGGCACUGGAGACCGUUAUCCAGGCACUGGAGAGCAGCGUCCUGGGGCCGGGUCAGGAGACCGGCCUGAGUGUGCAGGACCCGGCCCAGGACUGUCAGCCCGCCCACCUGCCUGCUGUCCUCAGGGAAAUCGUCACCCGAAACUUCUCCAAGCCUGAGAGCCCAGCCCUGCUGUCAGCCACAGAGAUGGCAUCAAUGCUGUCGCUGCAGGAGGAGAACCAGUUGCUGCAGCAGGAGUUGUCCCGCGUGGAGGACCUGCUGGCCCAGAGCCGUGCCGAGCGUGAUGAGCUGGCCAUCAAGUACAACGCGGUCAGCGAGAGGCUGGAGCAGGCUGUGCGGCUGGAGUCUGGGGAGCUGGAAACGCAGGAGCCCAGGGGGCUGGUACGGCAGAGCGUGGAGCUGCGGAGGCAGCUGCAGGAGGAGCAGGCCUCCUACCGGCGAAAGCUGCAGGCCUACCAGGAGGGCCAGCAGCGGCAAGCCCAGCUCGUGCAACGGCUGCAGGCCAAGAUUCUCCAGUACAAGAAGAAGGGCUCAGAGCUGGAGCAGCAGCUGUUGGAGAGAUCCACAGAGCUGGAGCAGCAGCGGCUGAGGGACACAGAGCACAGCAGAGACCUGGAGAGCGCCCUCACCCGCCUGGAGGAGGAGCAGCAGAGGAGCAGCAGCCUGGCCCAGGUGAACUCUAUGCUCCGAGAGCAGCUGGACCAGGCGAGCUCAGCCAAUCAGGCUCUGAGAGAGGACAUACGCAAGGUGACCAGUGACUGGUCACGCAGUCGCAAGGAGCUGGAGCAGCGGGAGGCGGCGUGGAGGCGUGAGGAGGAGUCCUUCAACGCCUACUUCAGCAACGAGCACAGCCGCCUGCUCCUCCUCUGGAGGCAGGUUGUGGGGGUCCGGCGGCUGGUCAACGAGGUGAAGAUGUCUACCGAGAGAGAUCUGCUGCAGUUGGGAGGGGAGCUGGCCCGGACCUCACGAGCUGUCCAGGAAGCGGGCCUGGGGCUGAGCGCGGGCCUGCAGCUGGCCGAGAGCCGGGCCGAGGCAGCCCUGGAGAAGCAGGCGCUGCUGCAGGCCCAGUUGGAGGAGCAGCUGCGGGGCAAGGUGCUGCAGGAGGAGGGCCUGGCCCAGCUGCAGAUGCAAAGCAACCUGGACAAGGCCGACUUCAAUGCCAGAGUGACAGAGCUGGCCCUGACAGUGGAGCGCCUUCAGAACCAGAACCUGGAGAAGGAUCGGGUCAACAAGGCCCUCACUGAGAAGCUUGAGGCCCUGGAAGCCCUGCAGCUCCAGGAGCAGCCCGCCCUGGACACAGAGGAGGGCGAGGGGCUGCAGCAGACCUUGAGGGACCUGGCACAGGCCGUUCUGUCCGACAUGGAGAGCGGUGUCCAGCUAAGUGGCUCCGAGCACACCGCUGAUGCGUCAGACAGCAGUCUGCGGGGGCUCUCUGGCCCCCGGACCCCAUCCCCAUCGAGGCGCUCCUCGCCCGGCCGCGGUCGCUCCCCGCGCCGAGGCCCAUCCCCAGCCUGUUCGGACUCCUCCGUGCUCGCCCUGAUCCACUCCGCCCUGCACAAACGCCAGCUACAGGUCCAGGACAUGCGUGGGCGCUACGAGGCCAGCCAGGACCUCCUGGGCACACUGCGGAAGCAGCUUAGUGACAGCGAGGGUGAGCGCCGUGCCCUAGAGGACCAGCUGCAGCGUCUGCGGGACAAGACCGAUGGGGCCACCCAGGCCCAGGAGGAUGCCCAGCGCGAGGCCCAGCGUCUGCGGAGUGCCAUCGAUCUCCUGAACAGGGAGAAGGACAGCCUGGCCCAUAGCCUGCAGGCGGCCCAGCAGCAGGCUGAGGAGCUGCGGCAGGAGCGGGAGAAACUACAGGUGACACAGGAGGAGCUGCGGCGCCAGCGGGACCAGCUGGAGGAAGAGAAGGAGGACACAGAGCAGGAUCGUGCGCGGGCACGCAGGGAGCUCGAGCGGAGCAUUAGACAACUAGAGCAGCUGGAGGUGAAGCGCUCAGGGCUGGCGAAGGAGCUGGUGGAGGUGAGGGAGGCGCUGAGCUGUGCCACGCUGCAGCGGGACAUGUUGCAGGCUGAGAAGGCCGAGGUGGCCGAGGCGCUGACCAAGGCUGAGGCUGGCCGCAUGGACCUCGAGCUCUCGAUGACCAAGCUGAGGGCGGAGGAGGCCUCUCUUCGGGACGCCUUGUCCAAGCUGAGCGCCCUCAACGAGAGCCUCGCACAGGACAAGCUGGGCCUGAACCACCUCGUCGCCCAGCUGGAGGAGGAAAAGGCAGCCCUGCUGGGCCAGCAGCGGCGAGUGGAGCAGGAGGCCACCCUGGCGAGGGAGGAGCAGGAGCGGCUGGAACAGCUGCGGCUGGAGCAGGAGGUGGAUCGACAGGGCCUGGAGGGCUCCUUGCGGGUGGCAGAGCAGGCCCGGGAGGCCCUGGAGCACCAGGUCCCCACACUGCGCCAGGAGCGCUGCCGGCUGCAGGAGCAGCUGGCCCAGCUCUCCCGGCAGCUGAGUGGGCGGGAGCAUGAGCUGGAGCAGGCACGGCGGGAGACACAACGGCAGGUAGAGGCGCUGGAGCGGGCGACCCGGGAGAAGGAGGCGCUGGCCAAGGAGCGGGCCGGUCUGGCUGUACAGCUGGCGGCAGCUGAGCGUGAAGGCCGAACCCUAUUGGAGGAAGCCACACGCCUGCGCUUGGAGAAGGAAGCCCUGGAGAGCAGCCUGUUUGAGGUGCAGCGGCAGCUGGCCCAGCUCGAGGCCCGUCGGGAGCAGCUGGAAGCUGAUGGGCAGGCCCUGCUUCUGGCCAAGGAGGCCCUGACUGGAGAACUGGCAGGCCUCCGGCAGCAGAUGACAAUGGCAGAGGAGAAGGCGGCUCUGGACAGGGAGCUGAUGGCCCAGAAGCUGGUGCAGGCUGAACGGGAGGCCCAGGCCUCUCUGCGGGAGCAGCGGGCAGCCCACGAGGAGGACGUGCAGCGACUCCAGCGAGAGAAGGAGGCAGCAUGGCGGGAGCUGGAGGCAGAACGGGCCCAACUGCAGAGUCAGCUGCAGCGGGAGCGGGAGGAGCUGCUGGCCCGGCUGGAGGCCGAGAAGGAGGAGCUGAGCGAGGAGAUCGCUGCCCUGCAGCAGGAGCGGGACGAGGGCCUCCUCCUGGCUGAGAGUGAGAAGCAGCAGGCCCUGUCGCUAAAGGAGUCUGAGAAGACGGCGCUGACGGAGAAACUGGUGGGUACACAGCACAGCCUGACCGCCAUCUCCCUGGAGAUGGAGCGACAGAAGCGAGAUGCUCAGAGCCGGCAGGAGCAGGACCGGGGCACCAUGAACACCCUGACAUCCGAGCUGCGGGACCUGCGGGCCCAGCUUGAGGAGGCUUCCGCGGCCCAUGCUCAGGAGGUGAAGAGGCUGCAGGAGCAGGCCCGAGACCUGGGCAGGCAGCGGGAAUCCUGCGUGCGCGAGGCAGAGGAGCUUCGGACUCAGCUGCGCCUGCUGGAGGAUGCCCGUGAUGGGCUGCGGCGGGAGCUGCUGGAGGCCCAGCGCAAGGUACGAGAGAGCCAGGAUGGCCGUGAGGCCCAGCGGCAGGAGGCGGAGCGCGAGGCCCUGCGGCGGUCCAACGAGGAGCUGCGGGCUGCCGUGAAGAAGGCCGAGAGCGAGCGGAUCAGCCUGAAGCUGGCCAAUGAUGACAAGGAGCAGAAACUGGCGCUCCUCGAAGAGGCUCGGGUGGCCAUGGGCAAGGAGGCCGGGGACCUGCGGGCCGGGCUGCAGGAGGUGGAGCGCUCUCGGCUGGAGGCUCGGAGGGAGCUGCAGGAGCUCCGGCGGCAGAUGAAGAUGCUGGACAGUGAGAACGCCAGGCUGGGCAGGGAGCUGGUGGAGCUGCAGGGCCGCCUGGCACUCGGCGAGCGGGCAGAAAAGGAGGGACGAAGGGAAGCCCUGGGCCUCCGACAGAAGCUGCUGAAGGGCGAGGCCAGCCUGGAGGCCUUGCGACAGGAGCUCCAGGGAGCCCAGCGGAAGCUGCAGGAGCAAGAAGGCGAGUUCCGAGCCCGCGAGCGAGGCCUGGUAGGCAACCUGGAGGAGGCGCGCAGCGCGGAGAAGCAGCAGCUGGACCGGGACCCGGUUUGUGCUAUGGGCUCGCGUAGGCUGCUGGGCAUAGCAGGGUUGGGGGAGAUGUGUCGAGAGCCUGCAGGCACCAUCCCGGCAGGAGAGGCCAUGGCUCCUGCAUCCCUGAGCAGGUCUCCUCCUCCAGGAAGUGGGGACGGGCCCAGCAGCCCCAGCCCCUUGGAACGUAGCCCUGGAUCUGAGCCACCGUCCCCAGGACCUGCUACCUCCCCGACGUCUCCAGACCUGGACCCAGAGGCCGUGCGGGGGGCCCUCCGGGAUUUCCUGCAGGAGCUGCGGAGCACCCAGAGAGAACGGGAUGAGUUUCGGGCCCAGACCAGUGCCCUGAGUCGCCAGCUGGUGGAGAUGGAGGCCGAGAGGGACAGCGCAACCUCGAGGGCAAGGCGGCUGCAGAAGGCUGUGGCCCAGAGUGAGGAAGCUCGGCGCAGCGUGGAUGGGCGGCUGAGCGGGGCCCAGGCGGAGCUGGCGCUGCAGGAGGACAGUGUGCGACGCAGCGAGCGGGAGCGCCGGGCUGCCCUCGACCAGGUGGCCGCCCUGGAGAGGAGCCUGCAGGCCACUGAGAGUGAGCUCCGGGCCAGCCAGGAGAAGAUCAGCAAGAUGAAGGCCAAUGAGGUGAAGCUGGAGAGUGACAAGCGGCGCCUGAAGGAGGUGCUGGACGCCUCUGAGAGCCGCACCAUCAAGCUUGAGCUGCAGCGGCGCUCGCUCGAGGGGGAGCUGCAGCGCAGCCGCCUGGGCCUGAGCGACCGGGAGGCCCAGGCCCAGGCCCUCCAGGAGCGGGUGGACUCCCUGCAGAGACAGGUGGCAGACAGUGAGGUGAAGGCAGGGACCCUGCAGCUGACAGUGGAACGGCUGAACGGGGCCCUGGCCAAGGUGGAGGAGAGCGAGGGGGCCCUGCGUGACAAGGUGAAGGGCCUGUCGGAGGCCCUGGCCCAGAACAGCGCCAGCCUCAGCAGCACCCAGGACAAGAAUCUGCAACUGCAGAAGUCCCUGACGGCCUGUGAACAUGACCGCCAAGUGCUCCAGGAACGGCUGGAGGCUGCUCGGCAGGCACUAUCCGAGGCCCGGAAGCAAAGCAGCGCCCUAGCUGAGCAGGUGCAGACGAUGCGGGGCGAGAUGGCGGACCUGGAGCUGCAGCGGGCGGAGGCUGAGGGCCAGCUGCAACAGCUGCGGGAGGUGCUGCGGCAGCGGCAGGAGGCUGAGGCUGCGGCCCUGCACACGGUCCAGAAGCUGCAGGACGAGCGGCGGCGGCUGCAGGAGCGCCUGGGCAGCCUGCAGCGCGCUCUGGCUCAGCUGGAGGCUGAGAAGCGGGAGGUGGAGCGGUCAGCCCUGCGGCUGGAGAAGGACCGGGUGGCCCUCAAGAAGACACUGGACAAGGUAGAGCGGGAGAAGCUCCGCAGCCACGAGGACACAGUGCGGCUUAGUGCCGAGAAGGGCCGCCUGGACCGCACACUCACGGGGGCCGAGCUGGAGUUGGCCGAGGCCCAGAGGCAGAUUCAGCUGCUGGAGGCCCAGGUGGUGGUGCUGGAGCAGGACCAGAGCCCAGUCGAGCUGGAGGCACUGGAGGCAGAGGAGCAGCAACAGCUGGAGCUGCAGCAGGAGGUCGAGCGCCUGCGCAGUACCCAGGUGCAGACAGAACGCACCCUGGAGGCGCGGGAGCGGGCCCACCGGCAGCGGGUGCGUGGGCUGGAGGAGCAGGUGUCCACACUGAAGGGGCAUUUGCAUCAGGAGCUUCGGAGGAGCUCAGCGUCCUUCUCCCCCGCCUCUAGGCCCCCAGAGAAAUGAGCCCUUUCCCGGCCGGUACCUAGGGCAGAAGAGGGCCUCCUCUCCAGCACAACCCACUCAAGAGCCUGGGCCUGUCGGGGCCACCAGAGCUCAGAUGGGGUGAGGAUGAGCCGAGGUGGCAGUUCUGGGAGGUGGGGGACUCCAGUGCAGGCCCGACCCAGCAGUGGCUUCUCAGCAUCAUCAGAGUCACGUGCCGUCUAUGGGCCCCCCUCAGCCCAGCCCCUCCCCGGGUGAGCCACUCCACACUCUACAAGGUCCUCGCUGAGGGGCUGAGCCAAAGCCAGGGCCAGGGUGGCCGGCCCUGAAGCAGGCCCCUGGAGCGUGGGCUCAUGGGAAGCAGGAGGGGUGCCCAGGCCUAGGGCAGGGGUCAGAGACCCAGGCCCUGCCCUGGCUUCCCAGGGGUCUCUCUGCCUUAGUGCAGAGUGUUUGUCAGGAAAUCCCUUAGAGUUCAGAGUCCCUGUAUUUUUGUACCUUUUUAUAAUGUUAACUGUUCAGAACUGUUUGUUUUUUUACAAGACCCUGUUUUC
Myotis brandtii (Brandt's bat) is the source of this 6601-nucleotide messenger RNA. RefSeq names its product ciliary rootlet coiled-coil, rootletin (gene CROCC). The transcript has 38 exons. NCBI's taxonomy places the organism in Eukaryota, Metazoa, Chordata, Mammalia, Chiroptera, Vespertilionidae. The coding region runs from base 165 to 6074 and encodes 1969 amino acids. Gene Ontology annotation, biological process: centrosome cycle. The record is from RefSeq and is a predicted model, not a curated record.